AUCUGACCCAGAAGUGAGCAGAACUAUACAUACAUAUAUCACAGAGAAGGCUCAGGGGAGAGCAUGAAGAGGGAUAACGAGAUAUACCUGAAACUCUUCUGGGGUCGUUCUUCUUCCUCCAAUCCUCGUCAGAGACUGCGGUGGCUGUACCAGUGGUGGCCCAUGAAGACUCCGGCAUCGGCUGCUGCCACCACCAUAGUCGUCGUCGUCUUCUGCUUCGUGGCCACUCUAUUAUCUUCAUUCGCCGGCAGGUUUGACGUGUCAAUAUUUGCAGGAGUUUCCAGGUCAGAAGAGAAGAUUCUUCCCCCACCAAUUAGGCAAGAAUUCCCUCUGAAAUGCGCCAAACAAAACGAGACGCAAACAUGCUCAAGAGACUACCCGGCCAGGCACAAUCCUAGCCGUCCAUGGAACCGCACGUGUCCCGCCCACUUCAGAUUCAUCCACGAAGAUCUACGGCCCUGGAGGGAGACGGGAAUCACGAGGGACAUGGUGGAGGGGGCGAGAAGGACGGCCCAUUUUAGGGUGGUGAUCCUGGACGGGAGGGUGUACGUGGACAAGUAUAGGAAGUCAAUACAGACCAGAGACCUGUUUACUCUGUGGGGCAUAUUGCAACUCACGAGAUGGUACCCGUCCAAAUUGCCUGAUUUGGAGAUGAUGUUUGACUGUGAUGAUAGGCCCGUCGUAGCUUCCCGGCAUCACCGUGGACCACAGGCCAGCCCACCACCCUUGUUUCGAUAUUGCUCCGACGACCGGAGUUUAGACAUCGUCUUUCCGGAUUGGUCCUUUUGGGGAUGGGCUGAGAUAAAUUUAAAGCCAUGGAAAGAUACAUUAGAAGAUAUAAAAGAAGGGAACAAGAAGAUCAAGUGGGAGGACAGAGUGCCUUACGCUUAUUGGAAGGGAAACCCUCACGUGGCUCCUACCAGAAGAGACCUUAUGAAGUGUAAUGUUUCUAAUGAACAUGAUUGGAACACUCGUAUCUACGUUCAGGAUUGGGUACAAGAGUCCAAACAAGGGUAUAAAGCAUCCAAGUUAGAGGACCAAUGCACCCAUAGGUAUAAGAUAUACAUAGAAGGAUGGGCAUGGUCGGUGAGUGAGAAAUACAUACUGGCUUGUGAUGCUAUGACACUGUACGUAAGGCCAAAGUACUAUGACUUCUUCAUCAGAGGCAUGAUGCCUUUACAACACUAUUGGCCCGUCAGUGAUUCUUCCAAGUGCACUUCUCUCAAAUUUGCUGUUGAAUGGGGCAACAAUCACACUCAUCAGGCUCAGGCAAUAGGGGAAGCUGCUAGCAGGUUCAUGCAGGAGGACUUGAAAAUAGACUAUGUAUACGACUACAUGUUUCAUCUUUUGAACGAAUAUGCAAAGCUGUUAAAGUUCAAACCAACAGUGCCUCCUACAGCUACGGAGCUGUGUCCAGAAACAAUGGCGUGUGGUGCACAAGGAAACUGGAGGAAGUUCAUGGAGGAGUCGCUCGUCAAGUUUCCCAGUGAUUCACUUCCAUGCUCAAUUCCUCCUGAUGAUGUUUCCUUCCUGAAAGAUUUCCGGGACAGAAAAGCUAAUGCAACCAGACAGGCACAACUAUGGGAAAAGGAAUAUUGGCAGAGUCAAAUCAAGGCAGAGUAGAUUGGGGAAUUUCUUCUGAUACGGAGGAAAUUAUGCAGAGUUUCAUACCUCCAAGGAUUUACUUUGUUGUAACUUUCAAUAGGUUCUUUGCAUUCGAUCAUAUUCGAUCAUAUGAUUUAUUUGGUAUAUAAGAUAAAGU
Molecule: messenger RNA, 1762 nt
Organism: Neltuma alba
Lineage: Eukaryota; Viridiplantae; Streptophyta; Magnoliopsida; Fabales; Fabaceae
Product: O-glucosyltransferase rumi homolog
Exons: 6
Coding region: 64-1623 (519 amino acids)
Source: RefSeq, a predicted model, not a curated record